UAGGAGUUGUGACAUUCAUAUUCCGAGUGCUUCUUCCAAAAGAAACGUUACAUAAGAUUAUUUGGAGCAUUUAAUCUAGUGUUGCAUGCUUUCAAAUCAUAGUUAUGGAAAAUAAUGGGGAUUGUGUGGACAUCAACGAAGGUGUGGAAAGGUUCUACCUUACAACAAUGUACAGUAUCGAGUUCAUUGUGGGGCUCAUCGGGAAUGUAACUGUGAUAAGUGGUUAUAUCUUCUGCCUGAAGAAUUGGAAAUGCAGCAACAUAUACCUCUUCUUCCUCUCCAUCACUGAUCUGCUAUUUAUUUGCACUCUUCCCAUGUUUGUUGUCCAGUAUGCAAACGGCAGUGAAUGGUUCUAUGGUGAAAUUUGCUGUAAGUUUAAUCGAUACUUCCUCAACUCUAACCUCUACCUGAGUGUUCUCUACCUCACCUGCAUCAGCAUUGACCGCUACUUGCUGGUAAGAAACCCGACAAGGCUUCACUGGUUCCAGAGAAAGCAGACGGCAAUUGCGAUCUGUUUCACCUUGUGGGUCUUCGUCAGCUUGGAGCUGAUACCAAUGUUUACAUUCAUUGGCCCGAAGAACAUCACAGAUAAUGAAGAUCAUAUUGUGGUUUGCAUUGACUAUGCCAGUUCGGGGAAUGCGUGGGACAGCAUUAUUUAUAGCAUAUUCCUCACCAUUGUUGAUUUCAUCCUCCCACUCUGUGUCAUGGGAUUCUGCUGCAUUCAGACAGCUAAGAGCUUAAAGAAGAUAAGUGCUCAACGCCGCAGGAACAUUAAACUUGAAAAGCCCCAUUGCCUCGUAAUAUUGGCGUUAGUCAUUUUCACAGUACUCUUUACCCCAUAUCAUAUCAUGCGAAAUGUCCGUAUUGCUUCCAGAAUGGACAAUGACCUAUCGUUUUGCAAGCGUCGGGGCAUAAAGGCUGCAUAUGCCCUCACGAGGCCUAUUGCUUACCUUAGUUCUGCAAUAAACCCCAUCUUCUACUUCCUGCUCGGAGAUCGAUUCAGAGAGAUCCUCUUCAGGAAGAUGCCAUUUGUGGGGCCAAGACUGAUGUCCUUAAGGUCUUCAGCGACCAGCAUUACUCAUUAAACCUCCAAACAUCAAGAAAGCUCAUCAGCCGUAUCUUCUGAGUUUUUUUUGUCCAAAUAUUUUUUUCUUGGACUGCUGCUGGAGAUGUGUUGAGAUCCAUGCCACCUGCUUGAUUCAUAACCAUAGACAAGUCCAAGUUCAAGUUUAUUUUCCGUAAGGCCAUAAGACAUGAGAGCAGAAUGAGGCCAUUCAGCUUGCUUCGCCUGAUUAAUUGCUAAUUUAUUACACCUCUCAACUCCAUUCUCCCGCCUCCUCCCCAUAACUUUUGAUGCCCUUACUGAUAGAGAACUUAUCAACCUCCACUUUAAAUAUAUUCAGUGACUCGGCCUCCAACCAUAGGCAUGUAUAGAUCUAAACAAAUGACCAUUUCACUGGGGCCAACGUAUGAAACGUUGUACGUAAAGUCACACACACAGCUCAUAUCAUUACAACCCAGCUCAUGCAGACACAAAAUAAUAUUAGCACAGGUCUCUGAGUUGCAUGGCCUGAAGAUUGACAGGUUGACAUAAAGUGUGAGGUGCAAGCUUAUGUGAGACAGUAUAAUAUUACCGGCAUUAAUAAAGCAAGCAGUCGUAUAAAUAUGUGUAACAGCAGCAAUAAAAGAUGAA
This is a messenger RNA of Hypanus sabinus (Atlantic stingray), 1693 nucleotides long. Its product is annotated as succinate receptor 1-like. Gene Ontology annotation, cellular component: plasma membrane. Gene Ontology annotation, biological process: G protein-coupled receptor signaling pathway. The record is from RefSeq and is a predicted model, not a curated record. Lineage: Eukaryota; Metazoa; Chordata; Chondrichthyes; Myliobatiformes; Dasyatidae. Gene Ontology annotation, molecular function: G protein-coupled receptor activity. Bases 105 to 1085 code for a protein of 326 amino acids. The transcript has 2 exons.